This is a messenger RNA of Mesoplodon densirostris (Blainville's beaked whale), 1381 nucleotides long. RefSeq names its product prostaglandin E synthase 3 like (gene PTGES3L). Gene Ontology annotation, biological process: chaperone-mediated protein complex assembly; protein folding. Gene Ontology annotation, molecular function: protein-folding chaperone binding; Hsp90 protein binding. Gene Ontology annotation, cellular component: nucleus; cytosol. NCBI's taxonomy places the organism in Eukaryota, Metazoa, Chordata, Mammalia, Artiodactyla, Ziphiidae. The record is from RefSeq and is a predicted model, not a curated record. Bases 324 to 962 code for a protein of 212 amino acids. The transcript has 8 exons.
CUGAGUGUGCUAAGCAUUGGCGAAACAGGCUAAUGAAGCCGGGACAAGUCCUUCCGUGUGUAUCGACCUCUAAUCCCGGCGGGCGGGUCGUCUAUUCCUAACGUGUGUAUUUCUGGAGACCCCAAGAUGUGAAGGGCUGCAGGAACUAUGCUCUCCCAGAGUCUCUUCGGAGUGCGGAUCCCUUGGCUUAGGCCACGUUCCCACUUCCUCUAAACCCUUUCCCCAACCAUGUAAGGAGAGGCAGCUGCUGGGGGCGUCCCCAGGAUCUAAAGAUAGCGGCCCCUGCCUCGGAUUCCAAACGCCUCGGGGCAGCGGGAGCCGCCAUGGCACGGCAGCAUGCUCGGACCCUGUGGUACGACAGGCCCAAGUAUGUGUUCAUGGAGUUUUGUGUUGAGGACAGCACCGAUGUCCACGUGCUCAUCGAAGACCACCGCAUUGUGUUCAGCUGCAAGAAUGCCGAUGGAGUGGAGUUUUAUAAUGAGAUUGAGUUCUAUGCCAAGGUGAACUGCAAGGACUCGCGGGAUAAGCGCUCUGGCCGCUCCAUUACUUGCUUUGUGAGGAAAUGGAAGGAGAAGGUGGCCUGGCCCCGACUCACUAAGGAGGAUAUCAAGCCAGUGUGGUUGUCUGUGGAUUUUGAUAACUGGAGAGACUGGGAAGGGGAUGAAGAAGUGGAGCUGGCUCAGAUGGACCAUUACGCAGAGCUUUUGGAGAAGGUCACCACCAAGAGGCCUCCCCCUGCAAUGGACGACCUGGAUGAUGAUUCUGACAGUGCGGACGCAACAGAGGCAAGCCUCUUCCUGUCUAUAGCUCCUCUCCAGUGGAGAGGUGGGUGUCAGAGAUCCUGGCCCUUACUGUCGAGAAUGGAAGAAGAAAGAUGUUGGGAGCAGACCUGUAACCAAGCUGGGGAACUUUCCCAUGCCCAGAUCUUCAGAGCAGAAACCAGCCUUUCACUUGAUAGCUAAUACUGCCACCUCUAGAACCAGCCAGAAACCCACCUUAGCUUCCUGCAUACUCCAGAAAUAUCUUUACAUGUUUGGGGUUUUUUUUGCACUUAAAAAAAAGUUAGGCCAUUUACUGGCACUAGGAGAGCAUUCCUUUAAAUAUCUUUACACUUUUAAAGCUAAUUGUUACAUUAGUUAAUGCCUAUGUCUGUUUACUACUCUAUUCACCAGCUACCCCAUUCAUCCACAGACAUUUUCUGAGGGCCCAGUGUGUACUUAAAUUGUGACUUAAACAAAAUGCAACACUCAGGCUUUGCCCUUGAAUUCACGGUAAAGUACUGAGAUUUGUUAAAAAAAAUUAAAAUCUAAAGUUUAUUUCAGUAAUAUAUGGACAUAGUUUAAAAAAUUAAAUAGUAUAGAAGGGUGUAAAAUUUAAAGUA